Messenger RNA from Sinocyclocheilus rhinocerous, 5545 nucleotides. It is a transcript of the gene spag9b, whose product is annotated as sperm associated antigen 9b. The transcript has 34 exons. Gene Ontology annotation, cellular component: cytoplasm. The coding region runs from base 344 to 4357 and encodes 1337 amino acids. Lineage: Eukaryota; Metazoa; Chordata; Actinopteri; Cypriniformes; Cyprinidae. Gene Ontology annotation, biological process: vesicle-mediated transport. The record is from RefSeq and is a predicted model, not a curated record. Gene Ontology annotation, molecular function: kinesin binding; MAP kinase scaffold activity; JUN kinase binding.
UUCUCCCUCCCUCGCGCUGCUGGGGCGUGACGUCAUCAUGUGACGGUUAGGUCCACUAGUCGUCUCCUGUCAGGACUGUACCACCGCUGUUUAGUGCAGAUUAACCCGGUCAAAUAACUGUCCCCGAGGACCGGACACGGUUAGCUCGGCAACGGAGCAGAUUUUCUCUCUCUUUACGUUGGAGUGGUUUCCUAAAAGUUACUCGUAAAUGUAGUCUAACAGCAGCAAACAGACGUCGCGAAGUAAAUAGAGAUCUGGACAGUUAGCGAGCGAGCUGCUAGCGAGAGGAGAGCGUCUUAAAGUAAGACGUCGGAGGUCCAGACAGCGGGAUAAAACGAGGAAAAUGGAGUUAGAGGACGGUGUACUUUACCAGGAGGACCCAGGCUCUUCGGCGAUGAUGUCCGAGCGGGUGUCCGGCUUGGCGAGCUCCAUCUACCGCGAGUUCGAGCGGAUGAUCGGUAAAUACGACGAAGACGUGGUGAAGGAACUUAUGCCGCUCGUCGUGGCGGUUCUGGAGAACUUGGACUCGGUGUUCGCGGAGAAUCAGGAGCAUGAGGUGGAGCUGGAGCUGCUAAAGGAGGACAACGAGCAACUCAUUACCCAGUACGAGCGCGAAAAAGCGCUGAGGAAAAGCGCCGAGGAGAGAUAUAUUGAGUAUGAGGAUUCUCAAGAGCAGGAAAAGAAAGAUCUACAAAGCCGUGUGCAGAUGCUGGAGGCUCAAACCAGACAGAUGGAGCUCAAGACCAAGAACUGUGCAGACCAGAUUGGAAGAUUAGAGGAGCGUGAAGCCGAGCUGAAGAAAGAGUACAAUGCCCUCCAUCAGAGACACACAGAGAUGAUCCACAGUUACAUGGAGCACUUGGAACGUACCAAAUACCAGCAGAUGACGGGAGAGACCACAGACAAUGCGAGUCAGAGCAGAAUUAGGAAGGAGCGUCCUGUCUCUCUGGGUAUUUUUUCAUUGCCGGGAAGUGAUGUGAUGACCCCCGAUCUGCACAGGGAGGCUGUGGAGACUCCAGGAACGGACACAUGGAGAUACAACAAUAUCAGCCACCCGCGCUCCAACACCAGCCUUAAGCUGGAGGCGAAUGAAUCCCUCAGGAGAGGGGAUGGUAAGAGUUCACAGGAGAAUUUGGAAACCCAGUGGAGCGACUCCAGUAAGCAUGUCUGUCCUCAUCGCAGGACAAGAGCAUGGUGUGCAGAGCAUGAGGAUGAACUUUCUGAUGCCGGUAGGGGAGAGUCCAAAUCCGGCACGACCAUGUCUGCAGCGACGUCAGCUGUAGCGAUGGACACGCCGCGGACGGAGGAGGCCGAGGGUUUGAACAGGAACCUGGGCUCAAGCAGCGCUAAACCCGACAGCAGUAAGAACAUCGGCGUACAGCAUGCUGUGGCAUCUUCAGGAGCCGAUCAAAGUGAGAAUGCAGAGCGAUCAGAGGUCCAGGCGAUCAUUGAGUCCACACCAGAGCUGGACAUGGAUCUGAGUGGAUGCAAAGGCUCCAGCACUCCCACUAAAGGCAUCGAGAACAUGGCCUUUGACCGUAACACUGACUCUCUCUUUGAGGAGCUCUCAUCAGCAGGAACCGAUCUCAUAGGAGACGUGGAUGAAGGCGCUGAUCUGCUGGACGAGUUCUCUGACCUUAAUUUAUUUGGUAUGGGUCGUGAAGUCGAACACCUGAUCCAUGAGAACACACAGCUACUGGAGACAAAGAACGCUCUGAAUGUGGUGAAGAACGAUCUGAUCGCUCAUGUGGAUGAGCUGGUGUGUGAAAAAGAUGUUCUUCAGGGGGAGCUGGAGGUCCUGAGACAGUCCAAAGACAAACUGGAGGAGAAGAACAGAGAGCUGGAGGAGGAGCUCAAAAAAGUCCGAGCUGAGCUGGAGGAAGCCAAAGUGAAGACGAAAGAGGACGAUGAUAGUGACGUGCCGACGGCCCAGCGGAAGCGCUUCACACGGGUGGAGAUGGCCCGGGUCCUGAUGGAGAGAAACCAGUAUAAAGAGAGACUGAUGGAGCUGCAGGAGGCCGUCAGGUGGACGGAGAUGAUACGAGCAUCAAGAGAGAAUCCAGCCUUGACUGAGAAGAAAAAGUCCAGUAUCUGGCAAUUAAGUUUCAGCAGGCUCUUCAGCUCUUCAUCCAGCACCACAGCGAAAAAACCCGAUGCGCCGGUUAACAUGAAGUACAACGCACCCACCUCACACGUCGUCCCUUCGGUGAAGAAGAGGAGCAGCACCCUCUCUCAGCUGCCUAGUGACAAAUCCAAAGCCUUUGACUUCCUCAAUGAGGAGGCUGAGGUAGAGAGCGUAGUUUCGCGUAGAGAGCAGAAGAGAGCUCAGUACAGGCAGGUGAAGGCUCACGUGCAGAAAGAGGACAGCCGGAUGCAGGCGUACGGAUGGAGUUUACCUCCAAAAUACAAGGUUGCAAAUGGUGGACAAGGAGACAAAAACUUGCCAGUGCCCGUCUACCUCCGACCGUUAGAUGAGAAAGAUGCUUCCAUGAAGCUGUGGUGCGCUGCAGGAGUCAAUCUCUCAGGUGGAAAAACACGAGACGGAGGCUCCAUCGUGGGAGCGAGUGUGUUUUAUAAAGAUGUGUCUGGAGGAGAGAGCGGCCCCAUCAGCCCCAGGAAGAAGAGAGGAUCACAGAGCAGCCUGGAGCGACUGGAGCAGGAGCUCAAGGAGCAGGAGAAGGAGCUGCGGCAUCAGGAUGAGCUCUCCAGCCUGGUGUGGAUCUGCACCACUACACACUCCACCUCUAAAGUCAUAGUCAUCGACGCUAACCAGCCCGGAAACAUCCUGGAGACCUUUUUAUUCUGCAACUCUCACGUGCUGUGCAUCGCCAGCGUACCUGGCGCUCAUGAGACGGACUAUCCCGCAGGAGAGGAGCUGAGCGCAGACGGUGAGGCUUCUAAAGUCAGCUGUACGGCAGCAAACAGCUCCACGGGUUUUGACGGAGGUCUGGAAGGCAUCACUGUCAUGGGCUGCUCUGCAGAAGGACCUGUGGCGAUCCCUCAAACCGUCUGCACCAACUCCAUAGAGUCCUCAGACACUGAUGAGGUUUUGGGGCAGCGGCAGCAGGAUGGGGUAACGGCAGCAGAAGAAGCUCUGGAGGCCACAGAGAGCAACAGCAACACGCCUGCAGAUGAGAACCAGCCCGGGAUCUACACCGAACACGUGUUCACCGACCCGCUCGGCGUGCAGAACAGCAGAGACACACCGUCCAGCUACACCCAGAGGGAGUGUGAUCUGGUGAAGGACGGCGUCAGCUCGAUGCCCGAGGAGCAGGAUCUCAUGAGAGAGGAAGCCAGCAAGAUGAGCAGCGUUCUGCCUACAAUGUGGCUCGGGGCUCAGAACGGCUGUGUAUACGUGCACUCAUCUGUGGCGCAGUGGAGGAAGUGUAUUCACUCCAUCAAGUUAAAGGAUUCCGUCCUGGGGAUUGUUCAUGUGAAAGGACGUGUUCUGGUAGCUUUGGCUGAUGGCACGCUUGCAAUCUUCCACAGAGGUGUUGAUGGCCAGUGGGAUUUGACCAACUACCACCUGUUAGAUCUGGGCCGUCCGCAUCACUCCAUCCGCUGUAUGACUGUAGUGCAUGAUAAGGUCUGGUGUGGAUACAGGAACAAGAUCUUUGUGGUGCAACCCAAAGCCAUGAAGAUCGAGAAAUCGUUCGACGCUCAUCCUCGUAAGGAGAGUCAGGUGAGGCAGCUGGCUUGGGAUGGAGAUGGCAUCUGGGUGUCCAUUCGUCUGGACUCGACCCUCAGACUCUUCCAUGCACACACAUACCAGCACCUGCAGGAUGUUGACAUCGAGCCGUACGUCAGCAAGAUGCUGGGCACCGGUAAGCUGGGCUUCUCUUUCGUGAGGAUCACCGCUCUGAUGGUCUCCUGCAACCGCCUGUGGGUAGGAACCGGAAACGGUGUCAUCAUCUCCAUCCCUCUGUCAGAGAAAAGUAAAGACGCAGCGGCGGCGGGGUCAAAUCGUCCAGGCGGUGCAAUCCAUGUCUACGGUGAUGAGAGCGGAGAUAAAGUCACGACAGGCACGUUUGUGCCCUUCUGCUCCAUGGCUCACGCCCAGCUGUGCUUCCACGGACACAGAGACGCCGUCAAGUUCUUCACCGCAGUCCCAGGGCAGGUGAUUCCAUCUGCAGGGACAGGGGUCGAGGCGGCUGCUGACAAGUCCUCCGACUCACCAGAGCUGGUGAAGUCAGUGCUGGUCGUGAGUGGAGGAGAGGGUUACAUCGACUUCAGGAUGGGAGAUGAAGGAGGAGACACAGAAAACAUCGGCGAACCCACUCUGAACCUGCAGCCCUUCCUGGCCAAAGCCGAGCGCAGUCACCUCAUCGUGUGGCAGGUCAUGACCGGCGAGGAGUGACGUCGCUCCAGACGCACUUUGUUUGGACCUCUUUUUCACUCCCUUCUGCUUUAUUUAAGACCUUUCAAGCACUGGCUUAUAGAAUUUCUAUCAUGCAAAUCACGAUUAUCGACGAAGAAUGAAGUAUUCAUACUGUUUGUGCUUUCGCUAAGUUUUCCGAAGACCUUCGCACAUCAUCUUUGGCAAUACAACGGUUCCUUCACGCAGUUAGGAUGGCAAAUAAUGGGCGAUUCAGUCCAGUUUUUUUGGGCGAGAGCACAACGGGCCGAUGCACAAUGCACUACAUCGUGCCUAGAAGAGCUUUUGUGUUUGUUUUCGCUGAAGAAUUGCUUUCUCAAUCCUUAAAUCAUCCAGAUACUGUGAGCGCAAAUGCAAUAUUUUCAUAUGAAUGUCGCACGGUUACCAAAGGAUAGAGAAAUUGAUUUAAUAGCCUCAUUGAUGGACUCUAGACAAACUAUUUUAUCACUCCCCCGUCACGCAGAUCCACGUCACGUUUUGCUCGUUCGCCGUCUUUUUAACACUAGAGCGGUUUUCGCAGAAAGUAGUGUGUAGAUAAAGGUGCAGAGACAAAUGCUUAUUUUUAUGACACUUUUGUACACGUCUUUUAGACUCUAAUGUGUGACGGCAGGCGUCCUGCUGAUGCUGCACUGCUGUUGUGCUUGCGUUCGUGCUGAGCUGCUUCGUUUGCAGGAGAGCAGAAACAACUUCCUAUCGCAAACUAGCCAUUGCAGUAUUUAUUUCUAUGAACGAGCCUUUGCAGUUCAGAAUGUAACUUUGUACAUUGAAUAUAAAUAUAUAUACGAAAUACAGAUAUGUAAAUGAAAUGUAGACUGCUUGGAUUUGAGUUUUUUUGAUCAUGUAAAUCAGGUUGAUUGGUUGUGGGCAGAUCAAUCUUAAUAACAGACUACAGAAAUGUACUUUCACUGAGCUAUGCACUAUUUUUAAAGAACAGCGGGGGUGUGUGUGUGUGUUGUGUUUAGAUGAGUGUGUUAUGCCAGCAUUUUGUGGACCGGAAGAGUUCACCGUCCCAUAAUCCUCCAUGUUUGGGCACUUCCUGUCUGUAAGAAUGGAGCGGACAUCAGCGUCACCCAGUAUCCUCUCUUAGACUGUCGUCCCUUCAAUAUCUCCUCCAAGCUCAUCUUAGCCUUAUACUUUUUAUUAAUCUAUUAAACUGACACUUUUGGGGAA